Messenger RNA from Aphanomyces astaci, 951 nucleotides. RefSeq lists its product as hypothetical. NCBI's taxonomy places the organism in Eukaryota, Oomycota, Saprolegniomycetes, Saprolegniales, Verrucalvaceae. Gene Ontology annotation, biological process: protein peptidyl-prolyl isomerization. Gene Ontology annotation, molecular function: peptidyl-prolyl cis-trans isomerase activity. The transcript is spliced from 7 exons. Bases 38 to 697 code for a protein of 219 amino acids. The record is from RefSeq and is a predicted model, not a curated record.
GUUAAGCGCCACCGUCGCUAGCACAACAUCGGACUGGAUGACAGAAGCACCAGUGUCUCAGAGCAUCUAUGAGUUCACCAUGGGCAGUGGAAAGGGCAAUCCUGUGGUGUACUUGGACAUUGCUAUCGGACACGAUCCGUUGCGACGUCUGCGCUUUGAGCUGUUUUAUCCCCAAUUGCCCAUCACAGUGGAAAACUUUCGACAGCUUUGCACGGGUGAAGGCGUCGACAAAGCUCGAAAGAAAAUGCUCUGGUACAAAGGCUCCAACAUUCACCGCGUGAUACCUAGCUUCAUGAUGCAAGGAGGGGACAUCACGCAUGGGAACGGCAUUGGCGGGUCCUCGGCAAACUCGCGCACAUUUGACGAUGAAGGAUUUAUGUUCAAGCACAUGCGAGGGACGUUGUCUAUGGCGCACCAAGCCAACACCAACAAGUCCCAGUUCUUUGUGUGUUUCCGAGAGUGUGGCUGGCUCAACGGCAAACACGUUGCGUUUGGCCAAGUGAUUGCAGAAGACUUGGCGUACUUGAAGGACUUUGAAGACGUGGGGUCGUCCACGGGGCUGCCUCUGAAACCGAUUGCGAUUCUGAACGCAGGACAGCUGUGCGGAAUGAACUUUGCAGAUGCCACCGACAUGGGCCAGGAUGACGACGACAAGGACGACGACGUUGCGGUGGGCGGAGGAGGGGGCUCAAUGUAGCCUUCCUUGACCAUGCACAGUCUGAGGUGUUCGAGCAACAAGAUCGAAAGCGAUGGACGGACAAGCGAAAGCAAACUCAAAACGACAAGUACAGUAUCGCAGUUACUAUCGUACAGUAUGCUGCCGAGGUAACCCCGACACUAUUACAUUUUGACAGCGGAGCUGGGCGAGUAGUUCAUGGUCACUAGUAUUGUACUAGGAUAGUGACAUCCAGUAUGUCUAACCUAAUCGAGCACGUGAAGUGUACGACCGGG